Messenger RNA from Prorocentrum cordatum, 1005 nucleotides. The record is from the annotation of a GenBank genome assembly. NCBI's taxonomy places the organism in Eukaryota, Dinophyceae, Prorocentrales, Prorocentraceae.
AUGGCGUUGGCCGACUCCGACGCGGAGUCCUCCCAGGAUCUCGCCGUCCUUGUGGGCGCGAAGCCCCGCUUCAAGCAGCUGGGGCGCGGCGCGGGGCGCCGCCGCGCCCCGCGCCGCUUCAGCUUCGAGGCUGCCCUGCAGGGGGCGCUGGGCGGGGGCUUCAGCAGCGAGGACGAGGCCCCGACGCAGAGCCGCCCUGCGGCGGCAGCCGCGGAGGCCUCUGGCGCGGAGGGCGCGCCCGUCGGCGAGGGGGCCGAAGGAGACUUCGUGGCCCACGCCAGACCCAAGGCGGAGAAGCGGCCCAAGAAGGAGAAGGCGGAGAAGGCGGAGAAGGGCGGCUCCCGGAAGCGCAGGGCGGACAAGGAGGAGUCCGCCGCGGAGGGCCCAGCCUGCGAGGGCGCAGGCGCUCGCGAGGGUCUGCAGGAGGAGAUCAGGCGCAAGCGCGAGAAGGUGCUGGCUUCAAGGCGGGCCAAGCAGGAGGCUGCGGGCAAGGAGAACGCGCCCCAGAGGAGCUUCAAGGCUCAGCUGCAGGAGGCCGUGGGCGGAGACGGAUCCGCAGGCGAGGCGGGCGCUGCCGUGAAAGGGAAGGCCCCGAAGCGCAAGGCGAAGCCCGUCCGCACACGCGUCGUGGACGGCGACACUCCGGAGAAGGACAAGAAGCAGAAGGGCGAGGGCUCGUCCCCCGACGACGCCGUCCGUUUCCAUCUCCGGGGGGUGAUUGGAGGCAAAGGCGGCGGCAAGGGAGGGGGUGGCGGAGACGACGAGUCGGGCUCGGAGGUGGAGCCAGACGAGGAGGAGGUGCGGGCGUGGAGAGAUAGGCUGGCCAAGAGGGCCGACCCGGAUGUCGAGGGCAUCAAGACGGCCUUCUCGCUCAAGGUGUGCGACCCCCGCGCGAUCCGCAGGCUCGGCGUGGAGUCGUUCCUGGGCGAGCGCGGCAUGCACGAGGGCGGCAAGCUCCUCUGCGACGACGAGGGCAAGCCUCCGACAAUCUACACUUCCUCCUAG